AUGGUGAAGCUAGCUGAGUAUCCGCGUACGGCUACGUUUUCAUGGUCUCACGAUAGGGUGCCAGUUUUGGCGACUGGUCCUGCAUCUGGAGCCAUUGAUGCUGAUUUUUCAAGUACUUCGACAUUAGAACUAUGGUCGCUAUUGUCUUUUGAUGGGUCUAAACCUAGUGGAUCUGUUGUCGCUGACGGUAAGUUCAACGAUUUGGAUUGGUCGGGCGAUGACAAAAUAAUUGCUGGUGCCUUAGAAAAUGGUGUUGUUGAGUUUUUCGAUCCAAAAGCCUUGAAAUCUGUUGCUAAGAUCCAUAAACAUCAGGGUCCUGUCAAGACAUUGAAGUUCAAUGCCAAACAGAACAAUGUUCUUGUCUCUGGUGGCACUCAAGGUGAAAUCUUUGUUUGGGAUUCAAACAAGAUCGGAUCUUCAGAUUAUUCUCCUUUUUCGGCUGGUAUCAGUAAUACUCCAAUCGAUGAAGUUUCCUCGUUGUCAUGGAACCAAUCGUUGGCACAUGUGUUUGCAUCAGCCAGUUCUUCAGGGUAUGCAUCUGUGUGGGAUUUAAAGGCAAAGAAACAAGUUUUGCAUUUGAACCACAGUUCCUCUACCACUGGUAUUAAGGUCCCAUUGACGGUUGUUGACUGGCAUCCAACCAGCUCUACCAUUAUUGCAACCGCCUCUAGCUCAGAUACAGAACCUCUUGUCCUAACGUGGGAUCUAAGAAAUGCUCAUGUACCAUUGAAAGUGCUAUCACAAGGACAUUCAAAGGGUGUUUUAUCGUUGGAUUGGUGCAAACAAGAUGAAAAUCUAUUGUUAUCCAGUGGUCGUGAUAACACUUCGGUGUUAUGGAAUCCGCAAGAAGGCUCCAUCUUAACUCAGUUCGCUCCACGUGGUAACUGGGUCUUUAAAUCCAAAUUUGCUCCUGAAGCUCCAGAUUUAUUUGCAUCCGCAUCCUUUGAUAGUAAGAUCGUCGUUCAAACGUUGCAAAAUUUGAGCAAUACCUUGGAUGCUCAGGCAAAUGAGAGUAAGCAACAUGCUUCUGAGGAUGAAUUCUGGAACAAUGUAACCUCCAACUCAGUUGAUGACAAACCUAACACUGUCAAGAUCCAAGCCCCAAAAUGGUACGGCAACAAAUCUCCUGCCGCUCAAUGGGCAUUCGGUGGUAAGCUGGUUAGAAUAUCCGAUGAUGGUAAAGGUGUCAGUGUAGUAAAACCUUGUAUUUCUGGACUGGAAAAGAAUCAGCUUUUCGAUGAGUCCUUGAAAUCCAAGGACUUCGUGAAAUUGAUCAAUAAGAGAUUAUCACAAAAGAUCAACGCAACAAACGAAGAUGACUGGAAUUUACUAGAGAAUCUAUCUAUGGAUGGAACUGCACUUUACUUGAAAGAUGCAUUAUCAUUAGAUGAUGCCAAAGAAGACAUCAUCAAAAAGUCAGAAGAAGAUGGUGCUGACUUCUUCAACCAACUAAACGACAAAUUCGUUCCCGAAGGCGCUUUCAAGCUUGAUUUUUCUGAAUCAAUGAAACCACUCACUAACUUUUUGAUCAAAGGUGAUUUGAAAUCUGCUUUAAAUCAGGCUUUAGAGAAGGACUUGUUAUUAGAGGCUUUGGUGAUCGCUAUUACUUCCAAUGAUGCCUUGUUGGCGGAUAAAGCGAAGAACGCCUACUUUUCCAAGCAUUCUGAGCAAUCUGGGUUGGCAAGAACUUUAUUCUCUGUUGCUCAACGCGAUGUUGAAGAUAUUGUUACAAACAUCGAUGUUUCUCAAUGGAAAGAUGCUGUUCAGUUCAUUUUCAACUACACCAAGGAAGAUAUCUCAAAGAAAAAUUCACUUUUAGUAAAAUUAGGUGAUAGAUUACUACACGAGGGAAACAGAAAAGAUGCUAUUUUAUUAUAUUUGAGCGGCCAGUCCUUGGAAAGCAUUGCGUCAAUUUGGCUGAAAGAAUUCCCUGAACUUGAAAAUCAAUUGACGUCUCAAAAGGACACCUUAUACGAGGCCCAUCUGGAAUGUUUAACUGAAUUUGUGGAAAGGUUCACCGUGUUAUCUGACUACCUUGACAAAGGUACUGUUAAAUUAACUAAUCAAACGCUAAUCUCAAAGUUUUUGGAAUUCGUCAAUGUCACAGCUGCCAAUGGCGAUUUCGAGCUUUCAUUAAGAUUUUUGGAAACUUUACCGGACGAUAACGAAGAGGUUAAAAGUGAAAAGCAACGUGUGCUGAUUGCCUCCGGUAAAACAAGUACUACUAGGUCAACAGAAAGGACAGCAAACAGUACCCUACAAUCCAGACAAGGAAGAUACGGUUCAACUUCCGUACCAACUGCCAAUGGUGCGCCUCGUUUAUCAAACUCUGGAAUUCCUCCCCCAAAUCCUUUGGCUGCUCCUCAUCAGCCUCCUGCCUCAACUGCUCCAAAUGUCGUCCCAAGAAAGCCAAGCUUCGUUCCACAGACAACUUCUGCAAUUCCAACACCCAAUCCAUAUGCUCCGGCUGCGGUAAAUCAGCAAAUUCCUCUAUCUGUUGUGGGUUCCAGACCAUCUUACACGCCACCAGUGAACCCAUAUGCACAAACUGCUACAAGUAUCCCACCUAACCCAUAUGCCCCACUACCUGUGGCAGCGCCUGUACCACUUGGCUCUCCAGUCGCUCCGCCACCAAUUUCCGGUGCUAGUGGAUAUUCUGGUCAAACGCCUCAUCUACAUGAUAAACCAAUCGACGGUUGGAAUGAUCUCCCAUCAGUAAGCAAAGAAAAACCAACCCGUGCCAAGGCUGUCAACACAGCUCCAAUUGGCAUGUCAACUCCAUCGUAUGGUACCCCCGAUCUUGCAGCGGUUCCACUUUCGAGAGCAUCUACAAACUCAACGCUCCCACCACCACCGCCUAAUGUGAGAAGAACACCAAAGCUUACUUCCCCACCCGAAGUUGCAUCUCCUCCGCUACCAUUAAAAAAGACGAACUCUUAUGCGCCUACUGUCAGCGCUGUACAAUCUUCUCAAAUGCCACAGCAAAUAUCAAAUCCUUUAAUGCCUCCAGCUUCUCCAAACCCGGCUACAAACGGAAGGUCUUUUGUUCCUCCUGUAAAUCCUUACAGUCCUGCUCCAUCUGCAGUCACGCCCACAGGGAUUGUGCCACCAAAAGCUUUAGUAGCUGCUAUACCAUCUCCGGUACCAGCUCCUAAAGCUGCAGCCGUCCCUCCACCAAGGAAAAUGAAUAGGAAAAGUACUGCCGUUGGUGAUGCAAGCGCAGCAAGCAAUCUUCUAAGCUCAAUUCAGACCAAACCUACCCCUCCAAUUCACAGUCCAGCUAUGGUAGAUCCGGUAGCUGUACAAUACGAUCAAUCUGCAGUGUCACCUACAAAUGUCGAAAUUGCAGCGGAACAGGGUGCUGGUAUCACCGAGAGUGACAGGCCUAUUGUUGAGUUUUUAACUGCAGAGCUACAACGAGUGACACCUUUAAUUCCACAAGAAUACACUAAACAAUUGAAGGACUGUGACAAAAGAAUCAAGAUUUUAAUUAAACAUUUGGAACACCACGACUUGUUAACCCAACCAACGAUUGACAAAUUGCAUCAGAUCGUUGCUUUCUGGAAGGAAGGAAACUACUCUGAGGCGAUGACUAUUCAUCAAGAUUUGUCAGCAAACCAUAGCUCUGAGGCAGGAAACUGGUUGACUGGUAUCAAGAGAUUAAUGAACAUUGCCGAAGCUACCUCUUCUCAAUAG
Kluyveromyces lactis is the source of this 3696-nucleotide messenger RNA. It is a transcript of the gene SEC31, whose product is annotated as Sec31p. The transcript has a single exon. Gene Ontology annotation, biological process: endoplasmic reticulum to Golgi vesicle-mediated transport; endoplasmic reticulum organization; intracellular protein transport. Gene Ontology annotation, molecular function: structural molecule activity; protein binding. The record is from RefSeq and is a predicted model, not a curated record. Bases 1 to 3696 code for a protein of 1231 amino acids. Lineage: Eukaryota; Fungi; Ascomycota; Saccharomycetes; Saccharomycetales; Saccharomycetaceae. Gene Ontology annotation, cellular component: COPII vesicle coat; endoplasmic reticulum exit site.